Molecule: messenger RNA, 2394 nt
Organism: Solanum verrucosum
Lineage: Eukaryota; Viridiplantae; Streptophyta; Magnoliopsida; Solanales; Solanaceae
Product: aspartic proteinase 36-like
Exons: 12
Coding region: 46-2013 (655 amino acids)
Biological process (GO): proteolysis
Molecular function (GO): aspartic-type endopeptidase activity
Source: RefSeq, a predicted model, not a curated record
ACCGUCCAUUUGCACCGAUUUACCCGACUCAUAAUUUGACCUCAAAUGGCAUGGCAACAGUUCACCAUUACUCUCCUAUGCCUCUCGUUGAUCUCUCUGUUGAUACGUUACGGCGUCGCUUCCGGUUUCCGAAUUUCUGAUGUUUCCAAUAUCAGCACCGGUUUCCUCCCUUCGCCGGCCGACGGCAGCCAUCACACAACCAUGUUACUUCCGCUUUUUCCUCCGAAAGACACUUCUCGCCGUGCUGAAAUCUCCCGUCGGCACCUCCAGAAAAGCCCUGUCAGUGCUCGCAUGUCUCUCCAUGAUGAUCUCCUUAUCAACGGAUACUAUACAACUCAUAUUUGGAUUGGAACACCACCGCAGAAGUUUGCUCUUAUUGUUGAUACAGGGAGUACUGUUACUUAUGUUCCUUGCUCUUCAUGUAAAAAGUGUGGCAACCAUCAGGAUCCUAAGUUUCAGCCGGAAAAGUCAAGCACUUAUCAAUCUGUGAAAUGUGAUAAGACUUGUCCCUGUGACCUUAAGAGGCAGCAAUGUAUUUAUGAGAGACGGUAUGCUGAGAUGAGUUCAAGUUUCGGGUUGCUUGGAGAGGACGUCAUAUCUUUUGGAAAUCUAAGUGAGCUUGGACCACAACGAGCUGUUUUUGGAUGUGAAAUUGCGGAAACUGGUGAUCUUUACAGCCAACGUGCUGAUGGAAUAAUGGGCUUGGGUCGAGGGGAUGUCAGUAUAGUUGAUCAACUUGUUGGAAAACAUGUAAUCAGUGAUUCUUUCUCCUUGUGCUAUGGAGGGAUGGAUUUUGGUGGUGGGGCGAUGGUUCUUGGUGGAAUAAAAACCCCUGCUCACAUGGUCUUUACCAAAUCAUAUUUUGGUCGCAGCCCGUACUACAAUAUUGAGCUGAAGGAGAUACAUGUAGCUGGGAAGCCGCUGAAAAUAAAUCCUCAGGUUUUUGGUGGAAAACAUGGGACUAUUCUUGAUAGUGGUACCACCUAUGCUUACCUUCCAGAAGCAGUAUUUGUAGCUUUCAAGAGUGCUGUAAUGAAAGAGCUUCAUUCUCUAAAACAGAUCAAAGGGCCUGAUCCUAGUUUUAAUGAUAUCUGCUUUUCAGGGGCUGGAAGCGACGUGUCACAGCUCGCAAAGAACUUUCCGCCUGUUGAUAUGGUUUUCAGUGAUGGAAAUAAACUAACUAUCUCUCCUGAAAACUACUUGUUCCAGCAUUUCAAAGUACGUGGUGCUUAUUGCCUAGGAAUUUUCCCGAAUGGAAAGAAUCCAACUAGUCUUCUUGGAGGAAUCGUUGUUCGCAACACUCUUGUAACUUACGAUCGUGAAAAUGAAAGAAUUGGUUUUUGGAAAACUAAUUGUUCAGAGCUAUGGGAUAGACUGAAUUUAUCUCCUCCUCCACCUCCAUCUCCAUCUACACCAGUGCUUUCAGGCUUGGAUAACCCAAACUCCACUGCACAUAUGUCUCCUUCACCAGCUCCUAGUGGACCUCCUGGGUACGAUAUACCUGGGGAGAUUGAAAUUGGGCUCAUUACAUUUUACUUGUCACUAAGUGUCAACUUCUCAGAGUUGAAGCUACGGAUUCCAGAACUUGCCCAUUCCAUUGCCCAAGAGUUGGAUGUUAAUGUUUCACAGGUUCGCUUAAUGAACUUUUCAACAAAGGGAAAUGAUUCCCUCACUAAAUGGGGCGUCUUUCCAGCAGGAUCUACAGACCUUAUGCCAAAUGCCACUGCAAUGGAAAUAAUAGCUAGGUUGGCUGAACAUCAUCCUCAUCUAAAGGAUUCCUUUGGAAGUUAUAAAUUGUUCAAUUGGGCCAUUGAACCUCCACCAAAAAGGAAGCAUUGGCCGCGAAAUUACUUGGCCCUAGUAGUACCAUUUUUAGUUGUUUUGAUAGUUGGACUAUCAGCUCCUAUUGGAUGGUUAAUUUGGAGGCGAAGGCAAGAACGGGCUCUACCUUAUGAACAGGUUGGAAGUGUUGAAACUGUUGCUCACGAGCAAGAACUACAGCCGCUAAAAUGAAAGGGAAUUAUUUGCCAAGGAUGGUUCAUGGUAAAAAGGAAAUUUUGAAGUGGAAGUGUUGAUCUCUUAUACAAACAAAUUCAUGGUUUGAAUUUUAUGGGUUCGAGUUCAGAAUUCUACCCCAACCCAUAUGGUUUAUUGGGUUGGCAAUCUAUUAUUUGUACUUCAGUACAAAAAAAUUUAACACAUAUAUAUAUAAGGUUAGGAACUUGGGAUAAGUUAAAUAUGUCCUUUUGUUCUUCAUACCACUACCACAUCGUAUGCUGUUUCUUUUCUCUCUUCUUAUUGUGGUGUAUUUCAUGACCGUUCACAUUCAUUUUUCUAGCAGGUGCCUGUAUUAUUUUACCUGCAUAAAUACCAAAGUAUAUUUAUGAAAACUUA